GAGCUGGCCACCUUUGCACAAUUUUUGUUACCAAAAAUGUCCGGGCUUUGUUGGUUAAUCCUGCUUUUCCUCGCUGAAUCUUCAUCUUCAGCUAAGAUUAUAGGAGGCAGCGCAGUUGGAGGAUCUCAUUAUAUGAUGAUAAGAAACGUAGUAGAGGAGUUGGCCAGGCGAGGGCACGAGGUAUAAUCUGCUUAUGCUCAAUUAGCUUGACAUAAAAGGUCUGAAAAUGCCUCUCAUAAAGAGGUCUAGGGCUUGGUGUUCUACACGUGGGUGGGCUAGCAAUCCAGUAGGAAAACGAUGAACAUGUGGUAGUAGUUACUUAGCCAAAGGUGCUGACCUUUGCCACUAUUUUUAAUAGAAAUACUAUAGUGUCUCGACGAGCGGGCAGAUUCGGAACGGUGGCUAGCCUGUCUCUCAAGGUCCCAAUUGAAUAGCUCGCACCCCUUGAGAGAAAGAAACAAUGUCACUAGCCACAAAAACAAUAGUAGCUCCUACUCCCAAGGGACCAAUCUCAUGGGGGUGGGGGAUGGGGGCUACUCCCUUGUUAUGUUCUGGCCAGGUGUUCUGGUUACCAAGUAUGGACUCAAUCGACCUGAUUGGCUAAUGAAAUAAUAGCUUUUUCAACAUGCCAUGGCAUGGCAUGUACUCAAAUCCUAGUAGACAACUGAGGCUCCAAACAACUAGGAUUUUGGCACUGACUUUUGCAGAUAGACUUAGCCAGGCCAUGAUUAUUUGAAAGGUGGAUAACACAAUCUCCUGGAUAAGUCUCUCUCCAGUGGUUAGCGCAAUUGGUUUUUCUAAUACUCAUCUGCUAAACAGUGAUUUAUCCAGCGGCUAGCACUAACCACCAUUUGAACUACUAGGGUCAGAAGUUUAGUUCCAUAUUUGGUGCACUUCUAACCUGAGAUCAGGCGUUUUUUUUUCUUUGCUUAUUUGCUAUUACAGAGAUAAAGGGAGAGGGCAUGAUCGCAGGCUAGUGCACUUCCCACUUCCUGCUCCCAUUUUGUUUCUCAUAAACUAGAUUAUGUUGGCCCCCAAAAACCAGAUGCUGUUUUUGUAAUCAAGGAGGAAAAUAUUAGAAACCACUAUGUACAAAAGAUAAUACAUUCAUUUUAUACCUAGCCUUUUCCAAACAGUAAUUUUGUUUCAUUUAUUGCUCUACAGGUCACCUUGGUUAUUUCCUCUGCUCAGAAAGUGAAACCAAGCGAGAAAUUCGCUCACAAGAUUUUUCAAGUGCCUUUUAAGGAGGGAACAAUUUUGGAGACAUUUGCGAAAGAAAUGAUAGAAAAUGGAUCUCUGUCGUGGGACACUUUCAAGUCGUUAAGUGAAAUUGAUCGCAUGUCUUGUGAAUGUUUACUGAAUGACACGGAGUUUGUUAACAGCCUCAAAGGGUUUGAUUUAUUAAUUUAUGAUAACAUUGCAAAUUGUUACGUGUUGCUUGCUGAGUAUUUAGGCUUGAAAAGAGUUGAAAUUGCAGCAUUAUCUCCAAAUGGUCCACCACUGGCGAAACAUUUGGUACCUAUGCCUGUUUCAUACAUCCCCAUACCUUUUCCUGGAGAGCCCUGUACAGAUGAAAUGACAUUUACGCAGCGAGUUUUAAACUUAAUAAUGUAUGUCCUCGGUCAGUUUAUGAUGAGUCUACUUGUGUAUAGCAAUAUGGAUAGUACGAAGAUGAAGUAUAACAUUACACCUGGGAAGAGCUUUCUGGAGGCUGCUGGCGAAGCAGAAUUGCUGCUAAUGACUUCAGAUUUUGCUCUGGAAUAUCCACAGCCUUUAUUGCCUGGUAUGAAGUGAUAAGAAACAUAUUUUUUACAGUUCCCUGGCUAACAACCUAAAAGAAAACUACUGAACUAAAAUUAUUCAGAGUGAGGGAUGUGUAUGAAUGAGUUCCCCUGAGGGUGGAGGGUACUUACUAUAAUGGCCUAUAUCUGGGAGAGGCUCUGCCUGAAAGGGGUACCCUUUUUUCAGGCUUCAAGUAUAUGAAAGAUUACAAGGGAAAUCUGUCAUUUUUGCCAAGGUCCAAAAGGGCUAACAGAGGCAUUUAAUGGCUAUGGAAGAGUAAAGAAAACAUUCUGGUUAUGUGUGUAUUCGUUUUUAAAAAAGACAAGUGCAUUUAUAGCAGUUAAGAGGGAUGCAGAGUUCUAAACUAGGUAUGUGAAAACGGUACCAAUAUUUUAUUGUGAAUAGAAGGUAACAAAAGGGGUACCUUCUCUGUCAAAAAUGGUACAUGUAUAUAAAAGGGUAAGGGGUUGGACCUCAGGCAGAGCCUCCCCGCAAUAAAACUUAGUUGAAUCCCCCCCCCAGGAAAAGAGCCCAUCCAGUGAAGAUUUUAGAUAUGAUCCUGAUCUGAAAACUUUUAAUGAGUUCAGGACUUGAGACACUGAGGCAUCUGCUUUUUUUAAAGUUUUUAAACUUGAUUACUAAUAUUUUUACCAUAUGAAAGUAGAAAUAUUAUAUAAUGCAAUCCCUGAUUUCAACUUGCAGGCAACAUUAUGGUAGGGCAACUAAAUGUAAAAAAUCCAAGGCCGCUUUCCCCUGAGCUGGAAGAAUUUGUCAACAAGUCCAUACAUGGUUUUAUUGCUGUUUCAUUUGGAACUAACGUGGCAUUCCUGUCAAAGAAAAAGGUCGAUCUGUUGGCUGCUGCAUUUGGAAAACUUCAACAGAAUGUUGUGUGGAAACUGAAGGGUGAGAUAUCAAAUGUGUAUAAAUGAAGGACACAGUGCCUAGAAUAGAGGGAUCGUCAUACGUUUCUGGGAAACUGCCCACCUACCCCUCCCCUAACCCAACAUUAACACUUACUUCUCACUUGGGGCAAAAUGUUGGCUUAGGGGAGGGGUAGGUGAGCAUUUUCCCAGAAACAUAAUGAUCUGAAUAAAGCCUCUGAGUGACAUCUGAGUAACUGCUUGAUUUUACCUCCAGUUUGCUGUGUAUAUGCGCUUGUGAAUCAUAGUGAGAAUUUUAUAUUAGAUCAAAAAAAAGUCCCGAAUAAAAUUAUGUUGAUAAACAAAUUUGUUAUUUGCUUAAAAAAAGUGUUUAUAUUAUUUUAAAAGACCUGCCAACCCCUUGAACAGAGGAUUGUUCUGACACAAAGAGCUUUUGUUUAAUAACAAUAGGGCAACCAUUACAGGUCACAAUUAUUCAAAAUCGCAAAAUUUGGGAGAUUCUUUAAAAAAAGAUUGACUUGACUGAGUUAUUUCCAGUGGAGGUUUUUAUGCCUUUUUGCCAACCCCUGACAGAGGAAGAUCUGGAGACUUAGGAAAAAAAAAUCGGGAGAUUCUACAAAAAGUAGUGAGAUUCCAUUUUUUUGCUGAUCAAGAUAAAACAAACUCUUUUUCUGUUAGGGGAAUUAGCUGUGUAUUUAAGAAUUUCCUGUUUUUUCAAGCUGUAUUUAAUAAUAUAUAAUACAUAAUAUAAGUUUGUCUUUUUUGUUUAUAGGUUACAUUCCCUCGUCUCUGAGCCCAAACAUACGAGCACUAGAGUGGCUACCUCAGAAUGAUCUUCUGGGUCACAAAAACAUUAAGGCAUUUGUAUCUCAUGUGGGACACAAUAGUCUUUACGAGUCUGCAUAUCAUGGGGUUCCUGUGGUAGCAUUUCCUUUGUUUGCAGACCAGUUUUUUAACGCGAAAAAAGUUGAACAUUUUGGACUGGGAGUAUCCGUGAAUCACAAUAAUUUUGAGGUGGAAAACUUGGUUAGGGAAAUAAAACAUGUUAUCAGUGAGCCAAGGUAAGGCAGCACUACAGCUAUUUAAACCUUCCUUCCAUUUUUCUCUUCCAACCUUCCGUUAACUUACCUAUAUGUAUCUGAUCAUAUGUAAAUAAUAUAAACUAAUGUUUGAUCUAUGCCUGACCCACCUUGAUUAGUGUUCUUGCCACUUUGAGCAUCAGCACUAUCUUAUAUAUUUAUGUAAGGUAAAUAUAGGUUGUUGUUGUUGUUGUUUAACCGUAAAAAAUGGCAAAGGUCAGAUUAUUUUAUUGCUGAAGGCAUUUGUGGCAUUUGUGGCGGGUUUAGAUUGGGAGUAAGUACAGUUGACUCCUCUUAACCCUUUAAGUGCCAAUAGUGACCAACAACAAUUUUCUCCUAAUAAUAUCCAUACAUUGUCAGGAGAUAAAGUUAUGAGAAUUAAUAAAAUGAUCACCAAAGGAAAAAUGCCAUGAUCUUUUAUCAAAUUCUCUCACGUAAUUCUUAAAGGAAAUGUAUGGAGAUCAGUUUGGAGAAUUUGUAUGUGGAUAGUAGGACUUAAAGGGUUAACAGACUUCACUUAAAGAUGGACACCUUGCUAAAGUGGACACCUAGAGUUGGUCCCUGCCUUUAAUCAUUACUCCUUUUGACACGGAAAAAGAUGGACAUCACUCUUAGACAGACACUUAGUGCGGAUCCGAAAGGUGUUUGUCUUAGAGAGAGUUGACUAUACUACCAUUUAUACAAGAAGAAUGCUUGAGUAUUUACUGGUCACCCAGUAAGCAGCAAUGGUUGUCACCCUGGGGAGGCGGUAUCCCUGGGAAUUCUUGAUGGGGGUGUGCCACCUGCGGUUCUCCAAAUCCUGACCCUAUUUCAGACCAAAAAAUGACAUCUUUUACGCUCAUUUUCAGACCUGGCCUCUAAAAUCCAUACCCAUUCUCAGACCUGGCUUUUAAGAAAUUAUGUCAUCAUUAUCUAGAUUAGAACAGCAACAAAAAAUAUUUUCUUAAAAUCCAUUUCGAAUUCGCAUAUUUCUCUUUCUUUCUCACUCAUUUGGAAUUGAAACAAUAAAUUUAAAAAAUACGUUUGUACACUCCCACAGUUCCCUUGAAAAACAUACCCGAUUCCAGACGAAAAUGAGCAGUCUAUACCCAUUUUCAGACCAAAGCAGGGUGUGUGCCCAAAAACUCUUCCCUUUGGGGCGGCAAAUACCUAUAUGGCUUACAUAUAUAUCACCACCAACACCAUCAAGUUGAACAUAGAUAUCAGUGCAAAAUAAUAGACUAUAAUAAUAAUAAUAAAAGAAACGGUACACACUUAUCCAAGAUCGGAGCAAGAGGGACAAGGUAGAAAUAUGUAACAGUGAACACAUAGAAGUGGCUCUAGAUGAGGUCUGACAUGAGCUCUUAUUUGCAGGUUUAAAACUGAGGCUACACGAAUAUCUCGGCUCCUUAAAGAUAGACCAAGGACACCAUUAGAGACAGCUGGUGAUUGGAUAGAGUAUGUGAUCAGACAUGGCGGAGCUACACAUCUCAGAGCUCAAGUGUUUAACAUCCCUUGGUAUCAGUACUACCUACUUGAUGUCAUAGCGUUCCUUGUUGCCAUAGUUACACUGGUUGUUUAUGUAGUCUGUAUGGCAUGUCGCUUCCUAUGCAGGCUGUGUUGUCAAAAGAGGGAUAGCAAAUCUAAAGUAGAAUAGACAAUUUUAAAAUAUGUUUAUUAAACUCAUGGUUUUAUUUGUUGCCAUGGUGAGAAAGUUCACUUAUACACAGGAAAUCUUAAGUAGUAUGUAUGUACCCAAGAUUAGCAGGCGGCCAGUCGGUAGUUUAACUGUAGAUUUCUUUUUUCCUUAAGCUGCCAAUUGUUAUCUUUCUUCACCAAGGUGGAGAAUAUGGUGAACAAAAUAAUUAUUAUAAAUGAAAAGAAUGAACUUACCAAAUAAAUCUUA
This is a messenger RNA of Porites lobata, 5627 nucleotides long. The record is from the annotation of a GenBank genome assembly. Lineage: Eukaryota; Metazoa; Cnidaria; Anthozoa; Scleractinia; Poritidae.